UCUCUGCUCCAAGAGUGGGUAAGUGACAGAAGCUGCUCCAGUCUCACCUGGAAGCCCAGGCGGGAGGUGAGGAAGGUGGAGGCUGAACAGAACCAACCUCGUUGGCCUUUGUCUUCCCUGAGGGGGCUACACACAGCGGGGGUGGGGGGGGGACGUCGACGUGGAUGGGAAAGGCCAGGGAAGUCGUUUGGCAGUGGUGUCGGGGAGGAGGGGGGAGGAAGCAGGAGCAGGAGGGCGCAGCAUCCACACCUGCCACGUCUCUGCAGAGCUGCUCGGGGGCCCGGCAGCAUGCAUCACUGCCUGUGGAAGUACAUCACGGCUGCCGUGCCCUUGAUCCUCCCGAGCUGCUUCCUCCAAGAGAAAAACGAAGAGCAUCUUAAGUACAGUUUAUUGUUGGAGGAAAAGAAGAAAAUCCUGGGGCAGCUCAACCAGGAGCAAAUCGGCUCCGAACCCAAAAACCGUCUGGAGGCCUUCAAGGACAUGCAGAAAACCUCCCCUUUGCUCCGACAUGCCAAGUACAAAUUCCUGGCUGGCGCCCCUCCCCGGGAAAAGAAGCUGCCGACGGUGGGCGGCUCCUCGGCGCAGCAUCCCCACGGGAGCGGCCUCCUGGCCACACUGCGGGCUCUGCGCCAGGCGUGCUCGGGACCCGAGCUGGAGUGCAUCGUGGUGCCGGCCUCCCUGUCAGACGCUGACCCUGAAUGGCUCAGCCGGACGGUCGCCGACGUCUCCGACCUGCUCCGAGCGCACACUGAGGCCCAGCAGCUGCUGGUGGUCCGUGGCCUCGGCGGCCCCCUUGUCCCGGGAGGUGUGAACAAGGUCAGCCACUCCUCACGCUGCGAGGCCCUGCACCCCAGGCAGAAGGCGGGCUGCGCCCUCCUCAUCAACUUUGCCGCGAACCUCCCCGAAUGCUUUCUGAGGCUGGAAGACUGGGUUCACUGUGUCCCCAGGGUUAUCGCUACCGUCUACUGGGCAUUGUCAGCCUGGAAAGAGCUGCCUUGGGUGACCCUGGAGUUCUCCAGCCUGAGCUUGUCGGGGAAAGUUUCCCACUCCAGCGAUCUCCCCCGCCCGACCUCUUUCUUCCUCCUGUUCCCCAAGGACACUCCUCCUCACUUGCUUCUCUCUGAAUUCCGCCUCCUCCUGGCCCAAAACGUUCCAGUUCGUUUCGGUUCCUCAGUCUUCCACCACGUGGGCAAUGACUCUGUGCUGGAGAACACGUGCUUUCCUGCAGGGAAGGGAAAGGUCUUCGGUGAACCAGACAACGCCGCCUCCGGCGUCCGCACGGACACGGUGACGGUGCUGGACAACGUCCCCCGGUACGUCUACUCCCUGGACAAGGAGAGCUUCGCCACCCUCAGUCCUGACCUGACGGUGAUCCCGGAGAAGCCACAGAAAGUCAUCCGGAUAGAGGUGCUGACAGGCUCUGACAAACGAAGGCAGUACCAGCUGGAUCAAGGACGAGUGGAACUGGGCUACGGCCGCUGGGAGGUCAACGGCUGUGCUCGCUCCCUGCUGCCAGCUCCAACGGUGGAAGGACAUUUGGACCAGACGGUGUCUUACGAGGAAGGUUCCGCGGAGGAGCUGAGUUGCAUACGGCUGCUGGUGCCAGCACCUCAAGAGUCCCGGCUCCCGAUCAGGCAGAUCAAAGUCUGGAUCACCGACGAUGAGGAAGAGGACGUUUCGCCAGCACACCGCCAAUCCGGGAAGGAUGGGGCUGGGGAAUGGAAUCUACGUGGUUGGCAAGAAAUGAAGCCAGAAAUUGAUGGAGGCCCGCUCACCCUGAGUUGGGUGACCACGUAA
Molecule: messenger RNA, 1797 nt
Organism: Physeter macrocephalus (sperm whale)
Lineage: Eukaryota; Metazoa; Chordata; Mammalia; Artiodactyla; Physeteridae
Product: alpha-1,3-mannosyl-glycoprotein 4-beta-N-acetylglucosaminyltransferase-like protein MGAT4E
Biological process (GO): protein N-linked glycosylation
Molecular function (GO): acetylglucosaminyltransferase activity
Source: RefSeq, a predicted model, not a curated record